AUGACAUUGCUGGACAAGCUUUUGCUUCGUAAUAUCGAGUACAAGGGUACAUUUUACUCGAAGUUCCCUCAACUUACUAAUAUCUAUGCCAUUGGUACAAUUGCAUGUAUCUCUGGGCUAAUGUUCGGUUUCGACAUUUCUUCUAUGUCCUCCAUGAUUGGAACUAAAAAAUAUAAGGAGUACUUCAAUCACCCGAAUGCAACAGCUCAGGGUGGUAUAACAGGUGCCAUGGCUGCCGGUUCAUUUCUAGGUUCUUUAUUAUCUCCAAAUUUCUCUGAUACCUUUGGCAGAAAACUAUCAUUGCACAUUUGUUCGAUUCUAUGGAUCGUUGGAAGCAUCAUUCAGAGUGCCGCACAAGAUGAAGCAAUGUUGAUCGUCGGUCGUGUGAUUGCAGGUAUGGGUGUUGGUUUUGGUUCCUCUGUGGCCCCAGUAUAUUGCUCUGAGAUUUCUCCACCAAAAAUCAGAGGAUUAAUCUCAGGGUUAUUCCAAUUCUCCAUCACUGUCGGUAUCAUGCUCUUAUUUUACAUUGGAUACGCUUGUCAUUUCAUCAAAGGUACUGCUUCCUUUAGAUUGACUUGGGGUCUACAAAUGAUCCCGGGGUUCGUCUUGAUAGUUGGUACCCUAUUCUUACCAGAAUCUCCACGUUGGUUAGCUAACCAUGAUCGCUGGGAGGAGACUAUUCAGAUUGUUGCAAACGUUGUAUCCAAGGGUGAUGUGGAAGAUGAACAAGUGAAAUUCCAGUUGGAAGAGAUUAAGGAACAAGUGAUAAUUGAUGCGCAGGCUAAAAACUUUGGAUUCAAAGACUUGUGGAGACCAAAGACUAGAAGAAAGAUUAUUGUGGGUAUUUGUGCUCAAAUGUGGCAACAGUUAUGUGGUAUGAACGUCAUGAUGUAUUAUAUCGUGUACAUUUUUAAUAUGGCUGGUUACACUGGUAACUCUAACUUGGUGGCAUCUUCGAUUCAGUAUGUCUUAUUCGUGCUAGUGACGUUCCCCGCUUUAUUCCUGAUUGACAAAAUUGGUAGGAGACCCGUGUUAGUUGCAGGUGGUGUGUUUAUGUUUUCCUGGUUAUUUGCCGUUGCUGGUUUAUUAGCAACUUACUCAGAACCUGCUCCACAGGGUGUCGAUGGUGAUACCACAGUUACCAUUAGGAUCCCAGAAAAGCACAAGUCUGCUGCUAAGGGUGUCAUUGCAUGUUCUUACUUGUUCGUCUGUUCUUUCGCUCCAACCUGGGGUAUUGGUAUCUGGAUCUACUGUUCCGAAAUCUUUAAUAACAUGGAAAGAGCAAAGGGUUCUGCCGUGACUACUGCGACAAAUUGGGCUUUCAACUUUGCAUUAGCUAUGUUUGUUCCUUCUGCAUUCAAAAAUAUUUCGUGGAAGACGUAUAUCAUUUUUGGGGUCUUUUCUGUAGCAUUAACCGUUCAGUGUUUCUUCAUGUUCCCAGAAACAAGAGGUAAAACGCUAGAAGAGAUCGAUCAAAUGUGGGUUGAUAACAUCCCAGCCUGGAAAACAGGUAGUUACAUUCCACAAUUACCUAUUAUUGAAGAUGAAGAAGGAAACAAGCUUGGAUUAUUGGGUAAUGUGGAAUAUGUAGAACGUGUCAACUCUAAGGAAGAGGGUUUGAUACUGCAAAGUUCGGUUACUGAUUCCAACAGUCAAUCUAAUUAA
Molecule: messenger RNA, 1665 nt
Organism: Kluyveromyces marxianus DMKU3-1042
Lineage: Eukaryota; Fungi; Ascomycota; Saccharomycetes; Saccharomycetales; Saccharomycetaceae
Gene: HGT1
Product: sugar porter family MFS transporter
Exons: 1
Coding region: 1-1665 (554 amino acids)
Biological process (GO): transmembrane transport; carbohydrate transport
Cellular component (GO): membrane
Molecular function (GO): carbohydrate:proton symporter activity
Source: RefSeq, a predicted model, not a curated record